AUGACGCUCAUGGACCCGUCCCAGGGCACCGAGAUGGAACGCCUGUGGGCCCUCCUGAGCGAGCUCUCGGCCCAGCUGUCGCACAACCGCCAGCAGACCGAGGAGCUGCAUCGACGAGCCGAGGAGCUCAAGGCCCAGGCGGUCCACACACAGACGGGCUACACCCUCCGCCGCUUCAACCUCGACGUGAGCCAGGAGGAGUUCGAGUCUGAGCUCGAGAAGCUCAACGUGUCGCUCGUUAUGGAGAACCAGGCCCUGCAGCAGGAGAACCGCCAGCUGUCGAGCCUCCUCAAGGACUACGAGAGCACGCUCGAGGCGGUCAUGGGCAAGUUCCGGGCACACGCACACGCGACGCAGCAGCACCACCUCGACCUCACGCGCCACUACGAGUCGCUCCUUCUCAACAUGCCCGUCUCGAUCCCUCCGCCAGCCGACAUGCCCCAGGACCCGAAAAACGCCGAGGCGCCUCCGAUCGACCCGCUCCACCUCCAGCUGUCGCUGUCGCACCUCGCGUCGCUCGUGCGCAAGGCCCUGCGCGCCCUCCAGGGCGAGGACCCGGACGACUCGACGAGCCCGCUCCUGCUCCCGAUGGGCAUCGGCCAGGCCGCCGAGGCGCUGUCCAAGGCGUUCCCCGGGCCCGGGUCGGCGGGCGACCACGACGCGCAGCUCGGCGGCCCGCCGUCGCCCACCUCAUCGAUCGCGUCCUUCUCGUCCCUCGCCUCGUCGGCCUUGCACGCCCCGCCAUCGGCGUUCGGCGGCGAGUCGGGCGCCGCAGAAGGCGCCCCCACAUCGUCGUCGGCGGACCUCGACCGGCUCCUCGCGUCGCACCACCCGUCGACGGCCCGCUCGCGCAUCCUCGAGUCCGAGGGCGGCUACAUCUCGCGCACGGCGACGUCGGACCCGCACUACGUCCCGACGACGUCGACGUCGUCGCUCGUCGCGUCGCCACCGCUGCCCGGUCAGCCCGCCGUCGUGCGCGACGAGAUGGCGCUCCGCGGCCUCGGGCCCCUCGACGAGCCGCUGCAGCGCGAGAUCGAGCUCGAAGCGUUGCGCAAGGAGAACGACGAGCUCAAGCGGCUGCUCGGGAUCGCCGACGAGGUCGAGCACGAGGCGAGGGCGAGGGAGGAGCGCGACCGGGCCGCCGACGCCGACAGGCGGCAGCGGAGGAGGGAUCGCGACGCGGCCGAUGCGGCGGCAGGUGCUGGGCCGAGCGCGGUCGACGAGGUCGAGGAGCGGUUGCGGCGCGAGGAGCUCGAGCGCGAGCGGCAGAGGGAGGCUCUCGCCGAGGAGCUCCUGCGCGCCGCCGAGCGCGAGGACGAGGAGAAGGCGGCCAAGGAGCAGCGUGCUGCAGCUGCCGCCGAGGGCAAGGGAGGCGCGACCGCGGCGACCACGGCCGCAGCACCGGUCGAGGUCGACUCGGCGACCGUCGCAAGCACGAGCGCCGUCGACGACGAGGAGCUGCAGAUCUAGCCUCUCCUCUCCCUCUCUCCCUCCCACUCUCUGUCCUUGUCCACAUGCUCGUCACGUCCUCGUUGUGUAGUCCCUCCUCUCCUCAGCCGUGCAGCCUCCCCUCUCGUCUAUACCGCCGUUGCCAAUACCCUCGAGCCUCCUCUACGUCGGGCUCGCACGCUCUU
Messenger RNA from Rhodotorula graminis WP1, 1634 nucleotides. RefSeq lists its product as uncharacterized. The coding region runs from base 1 to 1470 and encodes 489 amino acids. NCBI's taxonomy places the organism in Eukaryota, Fungi, Basidiomycota, Microbotryomycetes, Sporidiobolales, Sporidiobolaceae. The record is from RefSeq and is a predicted model, not a curated record. The transcript has 4 exons.